Molecule: messenger RNA, 536 nt
Organism: Antechinus flavipes (yellow-footed antechinus)
Lineage: Eukaryota; Metazoa; Chordata; Mammalia; Dasyuromorphia; Dasyuridae
Product: coiled-coil domain-containing protein 90B, mitochondrial-like
Cellular component (GO): mitochondrion
Source: RefSeq, a predicted model, not a curated record
AUACCCAUUCAUUGGUUCAAGACUUGGAAAAUCAUUAAUUUAAUAAAGCACAAACAGAAACCAUUGUGUUAUCAUUAAAAAUUCUGUCAAACGUCAGCCUAGACACAAUCUAUAAAGAGAUGGUCACUCAAGCUCAGCAGGAAAUUACUGUCCAGCAAUUAAUGGCACAUUUGGACUCAAUCCAGAAAGAUAUGGUCAUCCUAGAGAAAAGUGAAUUUGCAAAUCUGAGAGCAGAAAAUGAGCUUGAAACUGCUCGAAGCAGAGCAAAUAAUAAACUAGACAUAAAUCUAGAGAGGAGCAGAGUGACAGAUCUGUUUACAGAUCAAGAAAGGAAACUUAUGGAAGCAACCACUGAAUUUAACAAAGAUACCCAUAUCAAAAACAUUAUUUCACAGAUCAGUAAUAAAAUUGACAUUGAAAUUGCUUCACUAAAAACAUUAAUGGAGUCAAACAAACUUGAGACAAUUCGCUACCUUGCAGCAUCUGUUUUUACUUGCCUGGCAAUAGCAUUGGGAUUUUACUGCUUCUGGAAAUAA